AUGAUACUAGUUAAUGUAAAUGACGGGACUGUACACAAAGAAAUAUUCAGGUAUAAAGAACAAACUGGGCGCAAUGGUAAUGAUAAGUCAGCUUGGCAAAGAUCAACUAGCUAUGCGGGAGAAAUUGCUACCUUGAAAGUGUCUUUUGACCCAAAAAAGUUCACUCUGGACAUAUCAUCCCUCGGGGAAGAUGAAAAUUUUACGCUUGUAAAGGAAGAGAAGAAUGGAGUUCUCACUCUCUUAUUUGCCACCAAACAAGGCUAUUCCAUAGAAAAGGUUGUAAAUGGGUCUGAGACAAUAUGCGCAAUAAAUGGUGACUUCAGAUCCUUCCUCUGCGAAUACCAUUCCAAGGGAGACUCCAAACUGCUGAGGGUACACACAGAGAAGGACUUUAAGGUCUCACUCAGCUGGUAUGAAAAGUCUAGUGACAAGUGGAAUCAGAUGAAGCCAGAUGAUUUCUUAAAGAAGCUUAAUGAAAUGAGAGGAGUUCCUAAUCCAACUCCAAAAUCUAAUAUCACUCCUUAA
Theileria equi strain WA is the source of this 525-nucleotide messenger RNA. RefSeq lists its product as hypothetical. Bases 1 to 525 code for a protein of 174 amino acids. The record is from RefSeq and is a predicted model, not a curated record. Lineage: Eukaryota; Apicomplexa; Aconoidasida; Piroplasmida; Theileriidae. The transcript has a single exon.